AUUCACAUUUUGUUGAUUGCGUCAAUUUAUCGCUUUGUAGCAACGUUCAAAAUACCAUGAAGGCUACAAUUGUUAGGGGAAUACCACCAAUUGUAAUAGUAAGGACAUAUUUAAUACUGGCUCGUCUGAAUUUAUAACUAUAUCGCCAAAUGAGCUCAGUAGAAUACCAACCGUUUCAUGAUUAGCUAGACCAUUGUUGAGAAACCGAUUACACAUGUGUCUGUGGCUUUUAACUGCUUGUUUGGGCUUAUUGCCAACAAACAACGUACCACCUGCCACAAUUGUAGUAGUGCAAGGCGUACCAGCACCGAUUCUUCAACCUACAACAGCGGCAACUACCGCGGCCGCAACGACUACAGUAGCUCCAACUACGAUGGCUCCACCAAUGCCACCCACUAUGCCACCAACGACAACAACUACAGCGGCGCCAACAACUACAGCGGCGCCAACAACUACACCGGCGCCAACAACUACAGCGGCGCCAACAACUACAUCGGCUCGGCCUACUAUGAGUGGUAACACCUCUUCGCCUUUACCACCACCAGGAAAUAGUUCGAAUCCUCCGACAACGACUUCAAUACUAACAUCAGUAACAACAGCCAUGUCUACUUCCUCUAGUUCAAUAACUAACAUGUCCUCUACGACAGCAACUAACAUUUCAAUAGCAGGUGGAAACAUUUUACCUGUAUUACUUUGUAACAAUCCUGACGUGAUUUGUUUUUUUAAUCCUGAUGAAAACGCUACAGGCCCGAUCCAGAUUGACCCACGACUUGGCACUACCCCCGCGCCAUCAGCAGCGUUGCAGAGUCCACAAAUUACCGGCUACAGUGGACAAAUUCCAUCCUUUGAUUCAGCUGUCAAAUUUCCCAGAGAACGUAGAAGUUUAAAUUUUAAACGCGAAGAAAAUAAUCCAUUCUUUUUCAAUAAUAAUAAACAUAGAAUACGCAAAAGGCAAAGCUGUAAAUGUGUAGCUAGCGGCACAUGUGUUUCGAAUUCAUAUGGAGCGGGUAUGAUCGAUUUCAGAGUUGUUACCCCUACCGUUGUCCAAUGUCCCGCUGGACAGGAAUAUUGCUGUGGAAGCACUACAACAACAGCUUUGAUUGCAUGUGGCACUAUUCAAUCAGUGCCAGUCCCAGCUAUUAUGGCUGCUGCAGGACAAGCCAGUUUUGGAGAAUAUCCGUGGCAGAGUAUAAUUCUGACGAAGCAAAAUGAUUAUAUCGCUGGCGGUGUGCUUAUAGAUCAACUAAACGUCUUAACCGUUACACAUAGGUUGACACCCUUUAUUGUUUCGGGAACAGCACCUAACGUAAAAGUAAGAUUAGGUGAAUGGGACGCAGCUGGGACAUACGAACCUGUGCCUUAUCAAGAAUACAACGUGGCGAAAGUGUUUACUCACCCUUCUUUCAACGCUAACACUUUACAGUACGAUAUCACCGUUUUACGACUCUCAAAUUCAGUACCCUUGACACCUCAAGGUGGUUCUGUAACUACUAUCAACAGAGCAUGCCUGCCUCCAAUGUCAACGUCAACUUACACUGGUCAAAGGUGCUGGGUAUCGGGUUGGGGCAAGGAUAUGUUUGGUAUUCAGGGUCAAUACCAACAGAUUUUGAAGAAAGUGGAUGUCCCGAUUGUAGCUUCCGGAACCUGUCAGACACAAAUGCAGACUGCUCGCCUGGGGUCCACUUUCGUACUUGAUACUACUUCAUUCAUAUGUGCUGGAGGGGAGGCGAGUAAAGAUUCUUGUACGGGUGACGGUGGGUCCGGUUUGGUGUGUCAAGUAAACGGGCAGUGGGUGGUAGUGGGGCUCGUGUCUUGGGGCCUCGGUUGUGCCAACACCAACGUUCCAGCAGCUUACGUGAAUAUUGCUGCCUUACUACCCUGGAUACAACAACAAGUUGCCACUGCCUAGUCUUCAUAGAGAUAUUCAUUUGUUUACAGUGUAUAUAUAUAUAUAUAUAUAUCAUGAUAUUCUAUUAAAGUUUUAAAAUAAAAAAGUAAUUCAAGUGAA
Vanessa tameamea is the source of this 2008-nucleotide messenger RNA. RefSeq names its product phenoloxidase-activating factor 2. Bases 215 to 1909 code for a protein of 564 amino acids. Gene Ontology annotation, molecular function: serine-type endopeptidase activity. The transcript has 6 exons. NCBI's taxonomy places the organism in Eukaryota, Metazoa, Arthropoda, Insecta, Lepidoptera, Nymphalidae. Gene Ontology annotation, biological process: proteolysis. The record is from RefSeq and is a predicted model, not a curated record.